Molecule: messenger RNA, 2963 nt
Organism: Mercenaria mercenaria
Lineage: Eukaryota; Metazoa; Mollusca; Bivalvia; Venerida; Veneridae
Product: tumor necrosis factor ligand superfamily member 15-like
Exons: 3
Coding region: 397-1203 (268 amino acids)
Biological process (GO): immune response
Cellular component (GO): membrane
Molecular function (GO): tumor necrosis factor receptor binding
Source: RefSeq, a predicted model, not a curated record
GUUAUAAUUAUGUGGACAUCAAGGAGUUGAAAAAAUCUAAUUGCUAGAUGCAUUAUUUACAUGUACAUGUACUUCAAAAGUCCUUCAUGAUUCGUACCGUUUCUCACAUUCUGUCAUGCGUAAAAAUAGAUGACAAGAGAGUCGGUGUUUUAAAACCUUAAAUGUGACAAAAAGCAAGAUAUACAAGGAGGUAUAUCUACAACAGAGUCGUAAGUAUAUUCACUCUCAGUAUCCUUUAAUCUCUUAUAUGAAUUAACAUGUACAUUAAACCGUGACAUGAAAUUCCCUAUAGCUGUAAAUGUCUAUUUAAAACUACAUUACAGAUACAAAAUCGCUAACGUAAACAGAUAACGAGUAUUAUGUUUAGCGUCGGGCGAGUUUAAACCAGGAUAAAAAAUGGAAACUAAGUUAAAAUUAGCUGUUGUUGCUGUAUUAAUCAGUGUAGUCUUAUGUCUUGGUACAGUUUUAGGUCUGGUGUGGACUAUGCCCGAUUUGCCAACAACUGUUCGAAAUGAUGGAAUAUGUCUACCGAGUGAGUUUGGUCCUCUAAAAUGUGGUUCAACGGCUGAUUUGUUGCAUGAGUAUCUAGAGAGGAAAAUUACAAAGAAAUAUGAUGAAAUCAAAACAGAAGAUGAACAGCGACAACAGGAGUAUCUGAAUAAGAACAGAGUCCGUCUUAUGAGUAUCUACGACAAAGCAUUCUGGGAAAUGAAGCCAGCCGCCAAACUCACAGGAAAAGAACAGCCUGGCAUAAGAAAAUGUGAUAUUGGUGCCGACAUGGUACCUGUAAGAGAAUGGCGCCAUGGCAGAGAACUCUACGACACAAGCGGGUUUGAAAGAUACGGCAUUCGAUACAGAAAUGGCCGUUUGGUCGUACCUGUAGAUGGCACAUAUUUCAUUUACUCUUACGUCGAUUUAUUUGAGUCAUGUAAUCCACCAAACGGGGAGCCCAAUGUAAACGAUACCACUAAACCUAUUAAGCACGGCAUAUCUAAAUUCAAUAUCCUUGAUGGGGAGGAAAUGGAAUUAGUUUCAAAUGUACAACCACAUACAGUUUCGAGUAACAGAUAUUUCAAUUCUUACAGCAGCUAUGUUUCGUCACUUGUAGACCUCAAAGCAGGUGAUGAGCUUUCUGUAAAGGUUAGCAAUUUAACGUAUCUUAGAUAUACACGCGAAAAUUACUUUGGGGUUAAUUUGAUAUGACAACUUCAUCCUCACCGUCGGGAACACGUGCGCGUCGUGGUGAGGGCACAGCUCGUCUUUGCUGAUUGUACUUACUUACAACCAAGCACUUAUACAAUUAAUUUGAUUUCAUAUUUGCUCAUAUUCAUUUAAUUUGACAGACCAUUUUCAACGACGAGCUGACAAAGGUCCCCGAAAAAUACUGCAUAAGUAUAAUUUGCAUUGCUAGAUAAACUGAAAUGAAAUAAUACAGACACUCAAUCUGACUAAAGUACAUCUCCUAUUACGCUACGCUUAGGAUCUGAAGACGUGCUAUUGAUAGCCUCGUUCUGACGACCCUUCCGCUAGCCAAUCUGAAUGCUUACUUACAGCAUUUUGCAAGAAUAAACAAUCUAUAUUUAGCCUGGGUUUUUCAUAUUUACAAUUCUUAUGACAUAAAGUGUCAGAUAGUCGGUUAGCUCAGACGGUAUGGCACUCGUACUGUAAGCAAGGGGUCCCGGGUUCGAGCCCCGGACUGCAUAUUUGUCUUAUCUUUGACAUUUGAACAAGUUGUCUGAUUGGUUCAAAUAAAAAUGGGUUUGCGAAAAUAAAAAUAACAAUAUUGGAAAUCCAAAAUAUACAGCUGACGAAUGUGAAUGGGUCAUUUUCAGAUCUUCUUUUAGAAGAUGAAGUACUUUUGUCAGAUUGUACAGACACGUAGUGUGUUAAUGUUAACGAUAUCCAGAUUUGUAGUUUUGCCUGGAAUCAAGGUGGCAGGGAAUAGCUGAUAUGUGUUGAAGCUGGUGCUAGAAAAGUUGCAAAAUAGAACUUUAAAAAAGUCCGAGAAAAGUGGAGUGAAUGUACAUGCAUUCCUUGUAAACAGGACGUCAUCGCAUGUCAUUUUCAGUUUGCCUAUUCAUUACCUUAAACGAUGAAAACCAGUCAAGUAUUGGUUUCAACGCAAAAAUGGCAUAAAUUGGCCAGAAAGCGAAACUUGUCCCGUAUAAUUUUCAAAUAAGAUGUGCUACAUUUUUAAUUGUUGUGGAAAUUGGUGCACAUAGCUGUAUAUUUUGUACAAUAUCAAGUGUGUGUAAUUUCAGUAUUUUUCUUAUUUUCUUGAACAAGCUGAAUGAAAACUACGGUGCAAGUAUCUUAUGAUAUAAUGUAUUUCAAUUUUGACAAUAUAUAAAUACAAUUUCUGUUACUUCACUCUAUAAUAUAUGCAAAUCUUAAUAAUAAUGUGUAUUUAAGGGCAAAAACUUGCAUUCAGUAUAAAACAUAAUGACAAAACUUACAUGCAUUCAUAGUAACUGUUACAAUGCCAUUUUUAAGGAAAUAACAUUUGUGUUGUCAUAACUAUAAUUAAUAAACAGUAUUUUUUUUUUUAAUUUUGUCGAAAUAUUAUUAUAAACUAUCAAUGCAAUUUCACCAGAUAAAUUGCAAUAUCUAUUUAAGAGAACAUAAGAGAACAUCAGUCAAUGCAGAUUUUAUUUUAAAAAGUACCAUUGACUUUAAAAAAUGUGUUUGUGGUACAUUUUACAUUAUAUUUUAAUUCAUAGCUCAUUUAGCAAUUACUGAAUUCGUCUGUAGCUGUUUCAAUAAACAGAUUGUAUCAAUCAAUCUGAGUCCGCUAUUAUUUUGCGUUCUAUAGAUCUUCUUACAGAUGUUAUUAUUUAUAUUACUUUUACCAUUGUUUCGUUACUGUCUGUUCUAUUAGACUUAAGUCUAUAAUAUGAUGAACUUUGUCAACAUAUGUAUUAUAUUAUACACGACAUUAGAACUAUAAAACAAUAUUUCAAAUU